AACAGAUUACAGAAAUCGGAACUAGCGUCUCCUUCUGGAUUGCUAAUAGUAUUACCGGCGUUAAAUUUCAUAGAAAAAAUAUCUUUGUGUGAAAAAGUUCUGAAGCAUAUUAAAGAAAUUUCAAGAUGAGUGAUCAUGAAACUGAACCUGAGCAGUUUCGCAAGCUUUUUAUUGGAGGUUUGAACUACAAAACGUCUGAAGAGACAUUGAAAGCUCACUUUGAACAAUGGGGUGAAAUUGUGGAUUGUGUUGUGAUGCGAGAUCCACAUACAAGAAGAUCCCGUGGGUUUGGAUUUGUUACUUUCAAACGUGCCCAUAUGGUUGAUGAUGCUCAAGCAGCUAGACCUCAUGAAGUUGAUGGUAGGGAAGUAGAGCCUAAGAGAGCUGUACCUAGAGAGGAUUCUGGGAAACCAGAAGCUCAAAUAACUGUCAAGAAAUUGUUUGUUGGUGCUUUGAAGGAUGAUGUAGAAGAGGAAGAUCUUAGAGAUUAUUUUAGUCAAUAUGGUAAUGUUGUGAGUGUCAGCAUUGUUACUGAUAAGAACACUGGCAAGAAACGAGGUUUCUCAUUUGUUGAAUUUGAUGACUAUGACCCUGUUGAUAAGGCUGUGUUAAGAAAACACACAAUCAAAGGUAAAAAAGCAGAAGUGAAGAAAGCAUUGUCCCGACAAGAAAUGGAUAACAUCAAGAGGACUAAAGAGAUGAAAUCAUAUGGAGGCCGAGGUGGUAGUGGAGGUGGUGGUGGCUAUGGAGGAGGAUACGGAGGUGGAGAUAAUUAUGGAUAUGGUGGUCCAAGUGCGUGGGGAAAUGGAGGUGGCUAUGGUAAUGGCUAUGGAAGUUCUGAUUAUGGCUCUGGUGGAGGUGGCUGGGGUGGAGAUUAUGGAUCCAGCUAUGGUGGUGGCCCUGUCAGAAGCAGUGGCGGUUAUUCGCAAAGGAGUCAAGGACCAUAUGGUGGUGGUGGUGGUAGAGGAAAAGGCUCUAGCUAUUCAGGUGGUGGUGGUGGAUAUUCUGGCGGACGAAGUGGGGGUUAUGGUGGAUACCGGCGAUAAAUCAGUUUCAGUUGCAGUCUUGGGGAACGUUUUAAACUGUCAUAGCCAGCCUCCCCGCAGUAUAAGCCAAUACGCAGUAGGUGAUAGCAGUUAGAAGAGAGUUCGUGAAAGAAUUGAAGUAAAAUAGGCAGGAACAGGAUUUUGAGGAUUCAGCUAGGUCUAGUUCGUCAGUGCCAGAGAGAAAGGAACGAGUUAGCUUCACCUACAAUUUAUACUGUGUCUUCAAUUUUACAUUCCAAAUUUAAUAGUUCAGGCCAACUUUUUAUUUUAAUUCCCCAAGACUGAAUCUCGAUGUAGCUUUUCAAUAUUUUUCACCAUUACAUUUUAAAUCCCAUUAUUGUAAGACGUGCAGAAAGUGAAUGUGAAUCUGUGUGACAUAUUGCAUGUUAGAACUUAUCAUCUCAAGACUUUUUACUUAAAUAAAUAGGUGUGUUUAAGUUAGGUGUUUUAGCUUUCUUUAAAAGAUUAUGACAGCUUAAAAAUUUCUCUUAAGCUUUUUUUUGGAAUCUGAAUUAUUUUUCCUCCCCUGUGUUAGCUUGACUCUUUUUGGUUUGCACAAAUUAUUUCUGAGUUGUAGAGUAGUUUUUAUUUUUUUGUGUGUAGAACAAAUAUCUUAGAUUGGAGCUAUUUGUUUUUGUUUGCACGCAUGUAUUUAUUGCAAGCAUAUAAGCUUAUCGACGUAUCUUACUGGAAAGAAAGUUAAGAAAACUCAUUGCAUUAAAACAAAAGCAAGCAAUAUUUAUUUUAAUGCUAAAAUGCUGCCAAUUCAUGAAAUAAAUUUUCUAAUCCUCAUAGUUUAGUUUUGAUUUUGUACAAAGAUUGGAAAUUUUUUCUAAGUCAUUUUAAACUAAAUAUAAUGGCAUAAAGAUAAAUGUAGCUUGGAUUUUUAACAAUUUUUAUCUUAAUUUUUUUUUCCUUAUAUGUCCUAUAAUUAUCAAACUAUUUGAGUUAUUAAGAUUAAUUCCUUCUGCCUUUUUGAUGAUAUAAGGAUGAAGAAUUUAUCUCUUAGAGAAUUUAUCUCAAAUUUCUUGCAUCCCAGCAUUUUUUUUAGAAACUUCUCUUAUAGGUUGUUUCUUCACUCUUGUAUCAUUUACUUGACUUCACUCUUAUCAUUUACUCUUGUCCCACUUGCCUCGAAAUUUUUUUAUUUUUUAUUUUCAUAUUUAAAGAUAUUUAAGUUUUGUAUAGAUUUGAAAUUUAUGUUGCUAAAAAACCCUGCUUAUUAGCAAUGCAGAGUGCAUUAUUAAAUUAUUUCUGAAGAGUAAAUAUAGUUUUAUAUUUUAUUUAAUGUAGAUUUUCAUUUUGUUUAAAUGCUUUGUAGCAAAUUAGAGCAAAGCGAUUAAAUUCAAAAUGCUUCGAAAAUUUUGUCAUAUUAAAAGUUUUAUUAUAUAUCAAAAUGGAUCAUAUGAAAUAUAAAUGAAUAACAUUUACAGGUUUCUACCUUGGAGAACAUCUUUUAAUAUAUAUUUUAUUAUUUUGCAGAAAUUAGUUAUUCCUGAUGCAAAUAAAAGUGA
Molecule: messenger RNA, 2560 nt
Organism: Argiope bruennichi
Lineage: Eukaryota; Metazoa; Arthropoda; Arachnida; Araneae; Araneidae
Product: heterogeneous nuclear ribonucleoprotein A1, A2/B1 homolog
Exons: 8
Coding region: 126-1046 (306 amino acids)
Molecular function (GO): RNA binding
Source: RefSeq, a predicted model, not a curated record